Molecule: messenger RNA, 4582 nt
Organism: Gryllus bimaculatus (two-spotted cricket)
Lineage: Eukaryota; Metazoa; Arthropoda; Insecta; Orthoptera; Gryllidae
Source: the annotation of a GenBank genome assembly
UUCCUACCAGUCCUUAGUUCUGAAGAACAGUGUCAGAUUCAGAUCAGACUUCAGUUUGGUUCUUUAGUUGCUAGCUCUUGGAGAGAGAUUUCGAAGUUUGGCACUAGUUUACCUGAAUUUCUACUACGGAGUGAAGUGCGUAACAGAAAUGUUGGAACUUCAUAUCGGGAACAAUCUUGCAUAAUUGGUUAUUUUGGUAGUUUGGAUGUGAACAUUGAUGUGCAGGGGUUGUCAGAUCCGCGGGGUUCUCCAAGUAUACCUUGAGUUCCUUCGGUUUAGGCGUGGUUUAAUGUGAUAGUGUGGAGUUGGCUCCGUGUUUAUUAUAAUUGUGAGAAUCGUGUUGGAUAUAGAAUGUGGUCUAAAUUUAACAGUUUUUCGGUUGAAGACGUAUGAUGACAAUCAACUACGGAGAGUCACUGCAUCCAGUUGUGCGUUUUACGUUUCGAUACAAUAAAAUGUUUAUCAACAAAUAGAGAAGGCAAGUCGAAAUGGCGGGGAAAACUACACCUGUGUUAUUAGUGACGGCUAAUGUUGGAUCAAUUUUCGAAGAUCCAUCCCAUAUGCUGAAGAUAUGGACUGAAGAAUUCUUAUCGACCGUGGCUCGAUUGGACCCAAAAUUCAUUGCUUUGCACUGCCAAGAAGUCGGCGGUAAAAAUUAUGAACGAAGCAUGAAACAUGUAGAAGAUUUUGUCAGACUUUUUAUGUCCAGCGAAGAACUCAGAUUAUUUGACAAAGUCAGAGUUUUUCUGGAUGAAGACUAUUCUUCAGCUGAGAACUUCACUGCGCUUGGAAAUUUUUACUUCAUUCACGAAUCUCUUUGUGAUGUUUUAAUAUGGGAUUUUGCUGCAAUGACGUUUGUGCCUGCAAAAGGCAAGGAAGUCCAUUCUGGUAAUAUUGAAGCUGUUACCACUAAAGAAAAAUCAAAAUUUCCGCAAGACUUUUUUCCAGAAUGUAAAUGGUCACGCAAAGGAUUUCUGAGAACAAGAUGGAGUUUAAAUGGCACCGUUUUUGAUCUGAUUAACAUCCAUUUGUUCCAUGAUGCAUCCAAUUUUAUAGCAAUGGAAUCAUUUCCUUCUGUAUACAGUAAAAACAGGCGACGUGCUCUUGAACAUACACUAGAAAGAUUUCAUAAUGACAGCUAUGGAACAGCACCAUUCUUUGUUUUUGGAGAUUUCAAUUUUCGAACUGACACACAAGGAGUUAUCAAUAAACUGGCUGAUGGUUUGAAUCCUGUGCGGGUGCAAAGUAAUAAAAGCAAUGAUCAUACAAAACUGCAAUACAAAGAUGAUGAAAGUCAGGUUGUGUUGUCCCUUGGAAAAAAAGAAUUCAGUCAUGCUGAUCAUCAGAGUAUAUUUCUUGAUGAAAAUGGAAUGUGGCUUAAAGAAUUUGACCGAGAAAUGGAAGCUUUUACUGGUCGACUUUUUGAAUUUGCCAUUGCGUUUCCACCUAGUUACCCAUUUGAAGAGGAAGAAAAGGGAGGAAAUAAUUAUAUGAAAACACGCUGCCCUGCUUGGUGUGACAGAGUCAUUCUAAGCAACACUGCCAAAACUCUAGUCAAUAAUGUUAAUACAUUAUUUUACCAAUUUCAACAGGCUUCUGACCCAGAUAGUGUGGAGUAUGGACUGAUGGGACCCAACACACGAAUGGGAGACCACAAGCCAGUCUACUUAAAGAUGGAUCUAAUCAAUGAUGCAGGUACAGUUUCAUGUUGCACGUCAUGUGACACGUCGUCUAGUGACGAGCGUGUGCUGUGCUUUGGAAAUGUGGCAGUGUGUGAACCAGCUUCCUGGUCUUGCAGUAGUUUGAGCUUGAAGCAAGGUGGAUCUGCACCCUCUACAGCACUAACUUUGAAAUUGGACACUUCUGCUGCAGCCCUCACGGCUGAUUGCUUUUUAGCACCUCCUCAUGCAUCCUUACUGCAUGAACCCUACACCCCAGAAAGCAUGGAAACCCCCUCCUCUUCUCCUAUACCUGUAAGAAUUCAGAGAGAUUUUGGAGAAGUGGAAGGUGUUCAGUGGAAAUGUGCUGAUGAUGAAGAAGUAUCUGAAUGUGAUGUUAUAAAAAAUCUUCACACUGACUUAUCAAAAAGAAUUAGUGAUAGUAAUAUUCUCACAAGUAAUAGUCUUAGAGAAGAAUCUUCAGUCAUUCAAGACAUGUCAUUUUGCAAACAAAUUAUUUCAGUGUGUGAUUAUGAUUUGACAUCAAAAGAAUCAAAUAAAAAAUCUGGAACUGAUACAACUGGUCAGUGUGAGACUUCUCAUCAGGGUGUUCCUCAUGUAUUUGUUUGUUACUCAGAUACACAAGUUCAAAAAUUACAAGACACAAAUUCCUUAGAUCAAACCAGUGAUUCUCAGGUGACAAAAAACAAUGUGCUGGAAAACAUUAAAAUCAUUCCCAAAGAAAAUAGUUUUGUAAAACGAUUUCAAAUAGAACAUGAAAUGGAAAAUGAAAUUACAUACAAAUCAUGUGAUAUGAUUGCCCAAGAAAAUAGAAAUGAACUUUCUUCUUUAACAUCUUCAGAGAGUAGAAUUAAGGAAAAAGAUUCAGUUUUCCAACAAAAUUUAUUAUCAUCUCUUUUAUUGAAAACUUUUUCAUCAGACUCUGGUAUACAGCCAACUACAUCAAGUACUUCUUCCAUACCAUCUUUGAGUUCUCAGAGUUUGAAGAAAGAAUGUAUUGACAUGGAUAUAGUGUGUCCUAAAAUUUUAGAAAAAAAAGUUUCUGAUGUACUUCCAGUAAACGAAUUCGUUGCAAAUAUUUCAAGUGGACUUAUUGUAAGUGACCCUAAAGAAAAGGAAGAUACUUCUGAAAGUAUUUCUGUAGCAAAUCAUAUAAAUUUGUAUCGGAGUUUAAACGCUUGUGGCAAUGAGAGCAAAUGGGUUUUAGAGGACACAAAAAAUUAUACUUUUAGUAAACAAAAUGUACGUAGUGUGCCUGUUAGUACAAAUAAUUGUUCUGAAAUUGAUGAAAAUAAAGGUUUUUUUACUGAACCAGGAAUAAUGAACGAAUUAUCUGAGAGAGAGAAAAAUGUCCAUUUGUCAGUCUGUCCUGAGACUGUCAAUGAUAUUAAUGUGAACUGUCAUGUUGAUGAAAAGUUAAAUUUUCCUGUUAAUUCACAAGACUGUAUUAAUAUUAGUACCGAUGUUUCUAGUCAACUUAGAAGUACUAAAGAACAAAGGCCAAAAUGCACUAAGAAUCACAAAUUGAGAACUAAUUCUAAAAAUUGUUGUUCCAGUUGUUGUACUAUAAUUUAGAAAAGGUUUAUUUUAUUUACUAUAAAGUACAGAGUCUUUUUCAUAAAAAAAAAAAUUGGGGAAUUAGGGACUUAUUGGAAAUCCCUGUCCUUCUUACAUUAUUUAAUAAGUAGCUAUUAAAAGGACAUUAGUUGGCAUCUCUUUUUUUUUUCCUCAAAAUUAUUAUUUUACUCAGACAUGAAGAUCUGUCCAGUAGUCAGAUUACUGUGUGAGAGAAAUAGUAUUGCAAUAUUGUUUAAUACAAUGUAUUGUUUUAUUAAAGUAGUUCAUUAGUGUUUGACUAGAGUGCCUAGGAAUUUUGGGCAUUACUGUUGACUAAUUCUUUGGUGAAAGUGAAUGUAGUUAACUUUGUAGGUGGUGUAAUGUACUUUCAGAAUUGUUUUUUGGGGUACUGUAGCUUUCCUAUCGAGUAUUUAAAUUCAAUUCAAUUUUGGUAUUAACAUUAUAUGUAGAAUGCUAGAAUUUGAAUGUACUAAUGGUACCUGAAUACCUGAUAUUUGCACCACUGUGCAGAUUUCAGAAGUUUCCACUGAUGCUCUUUGCCUUUCAUUUAUCUCAGGAAUGUAGUGAUUUGUUCAAUAAAUGUGAUGUAAAGGAUAAUGUGUGUUAGUAGAAGAAAAAUAUUGUUAUAGAAUGUUUUAAAGUUCAGAUCUUUCCACACUGUGAAUUAAUAUCUUAUUUUAUUUUCAAUAAUUUAUUAUAUCUUAGAGAAUUAAUGUGCCAUGUGUUGAGUUACCUUUUGAUGUUCCAGCUAGUACUUACAAAAGCACGAGGAAUUGAAAAUCCUUAUCUUACAUGAAAAACAGUACUCCACACUGUUUCACACUGAAGACCAACUUGUGCAUGUUUUUGGAUCUCUUGUAUGUCUUAAUAUGAUGCAAUUGUUGUUAAGUGAAGUAUUUAGGCAGUGAAUUAGUUACUAAUAGUUAUUUAUUUUUAUUUCCUCUUCAUUAAUUAUGAAAUACCAUUUUAAUUUCAUGCAAAACAUGUGGCUUUUAUUGUGUGCCUGAAGUCAACAUGAUGCAUGGAAAUUAAAUUUUUAGUAUUUUUCUUUUAUAUGUGUAUAUGAAAUUGAAAACUCAGGAUUUACUGUAAAGCCGUUUGUUUAUGCCUCAUGAAUUUUGUGAUAAAAAAUUGCUCAUUUGCUCUUUGAUGUUGAUUGGCAACUUCUGUUAUGUAACAAUGCUGUUUUGCUAGUUGUUGUUGGUGUUUUUUUUUGUGCCAAUUGUUUUGUAGUAUGGAGUGCAAAUUAUGUGUUUGCACAAAACCUCAUUGCUCCUAAUGGAAAAAGAUGCUCCCAAAAGUUAAUAAAUGUUUAUGGCUACAUA